CGUAAAUCAGUGUCGUUUUCUUCAUCCAAAUCCACUUCGAACAAUCUAUUCUCAAGAUGCAGUUCAACUACCUCAUUGCCGCCGGUCUCCUCCCCGAGCUCCUUGCCGCGGCGGCGGUGCCUAUGCGCCGAGAUGUUAGCUGUAGCUUCUCCGUAGGUGCUAAUGCCGGUGACACCUGCGAGACGUUCAGUGGAUCUUGGGGUAUCUCUGUCGAUCAGUUUCAGAAAUUGAACCCGGACGCACAGUGUCCUACUCUUGACGGCAGCAAGAGCUACUGUGUGAUCGGCACCGUCACCUCGCCCACUGGUAGCGCGCCUACCAGCACCGCCAAAGCGACCAGCACCACAGCUGCGCCCACCAGCACCACCCAGGCGCCUACCACCACUACAACUGUGGCACCAUCUGGGCCCUCCCCUACCAUGCCCGGCAUCGUAGCCGAGUGUGAUCAGUUCUACAAGAUCGCCUCUGGUGAUCAGUGUGACACUAUUGAAGUCAAAUUCGGUAUCAGUGACAGCGACUUCAAGAAGUGGAACUCGGAGACCAACGCUGCGUGCAGCAACCUCUGGCUUGACUACUAUGUCUGCGUCCACGUUCCAGGCGCGACAACCACCUCCCCUGGUACCCCGACGCCCACCGACUCUGGCCCAACACCCCAGAUGCCUGGCAUCGUAGCCGAGUGUGAUAAGUUUUACAAGAUCGCCUCUGGUGACCAGUGCGACUCCAUUGAAUCGAAGUUCGGCAUCAGUGACAGCGAUUUCAAGAAGUGGAACUCGGAGACCAACGCUGGCUGCACCAACCUCUGGCUCGAUUACUACGUCUGCGUGCACAUCCCCGGCGCGACAACCACCGCCCCAGGUACCCCAACCCCCACCAACUCUGGCCCUACGCCACAGAUGCCUGGCGUUGUUGCCAACUGCAAGACCUUCCACAAGGUUGCCUCUGGUGAAGGAUGCGACAAAAUCGGGACACAAUACAAUAUCAGCCUCGCCCAGCUCCGCAGUUGGAACACCCAGGUCGAUGCUACCUGCACUAACCUGUGGGCUGACUACUACAUCUGCGUUGGAGUCUAAACCAUCGUUGUGGUAGACACUCCGCAUUGUAAGCAAAUCUUGCAAGGCACUGCCUCUUCCCUGAUCUUAUAUUAUUAAGAUUGGAAGCAAACCCAAUAAAUCGACCGCAUGGGCUUGUCAAGUGUGUGCAGGAACUCAGGCUGAUUCCGUCGAAUUUUGGAUAGAGGCGGAUUUAAAAGACGUUGCUUUAAUGGGCGCAUUUAUCUAUCGUACACAUGAAUAGCGAUUGUACAUAGCUAUUUGCUCCAUGUCUUUUACUAUUAUACCAUUCUUAUAUAUAUUUAUACACAAAUUUCGCACCC
Messenger RNA from Pseudogymnoascus verrucosus, 1372 nucleotides. RefSeq lists its product as uncharacterized. The transcript is spliced from 3 exons. The coding region runs from base 57 to 1070 and encodes 337 amino acids. The record is from RefSeq and is a predicted model, not a curated record. NCBI's taxonomy places the organism in Eukaryota, Fungi, Ascomycota, Leotiomycetes, Thelebolales, Thelebolaceae.